CAGCAACAGCAACGGCAACAACUUUGCCACUAGUUCAAGUUCAAUGCAACAACAGCAGCAAAAGGACAUCAGCACGUGACGCAAAUGUGUAGCAAGCGUGCCACAGGAAGAGGGGCCAAGCAUAGUGGCUGUUAAUCUAGCAGAGCUCUGUUAACCAAAGUGGCAUACCACCAGCCGAGUGCCACCGACUCGGGCGGCUUUCGCUGGCCCGUUCGCCCCAAAACGGCCGAGUGGCUAGAAUGUCGCGGAACCUCAAACGAAUCGGACGCAAGUUGCCAAAAACGGACGGGAAAUUGGCCAAGGCUCCGAGUGAUUUUGGAUAAUAUUUCAUCCGAUUUUCUACCGAAAUACCCGGACAAGCGUGCACUUGUCGAUGUGUCGGGUUCGUCGAGCUAAUCGGAGAAACACUAUAAUUGUAUAGACAAAUGUGAAAUACAAAUGAAAAUUUCGCAAAAAUAUACGAAAUGUUUACAAGUGAAUCGUGUUACGAAUAGUGCACAGCAAAAUUAAUGAAGCAUUUAGUGCAAAAUAAAAUAAAUAGAUACUUAAGGAGCCUACCCUACAAACAUAUGUGGCAUUCCAUAUAAUUUAUCAUGUGUGUUGAUGAAAAUCAUUUGAGUUGUAUCCCCAAGAGCCUUCAGUCUUCCUUGUGAGAAGAAGAAAUUUGGUAUAUUUGAGGAAAACCUGUCAUGAAAUGUUCAUGUUCUAAUAAAUCACUAAAAACCAACGAUUUAAUUAAGAAUACUCCGGAAUAAUAAUACUCUAUUUCAUCAAAAGUAGUUUAACUUUAGUAGAACACAAAUAAUAUAUAAAUAAUCUACAAAUCUUUUAAGAAGCUACACUUAAUUAUAUCACACUUCUAUGAUAAUGACAACACUGAUGUCCUGGCAACAGGAUGCGGAUGCAACAUGGAGGCAGCUACCACAACGAGAACGGCAUAAACAACGACAACAAAGUGACAGGGUAAACAUAUCAGCGGCUUAUGAAGAUGGCAACGAUAAUAAAGACGGCAACAUCGAGGCGUUGCAUAAUCAAAGCAACACUAUCAAUGGCAUCUCAACAAAUUUUAGCUCUUCCGCUCAACGACAGCGCAAACCGCAACGACCCCAUCCCCCCGGCGGGCAGAAACCGCGAAUGUCCUCCGCAGCGUUCCACUCAUUUCCGGGCCUGGUCCUUGGCUUCCUCUUCAUUGCCGCUUUGGCAGUGUCUGCCGAUGAAUCUACUACAUCCACGGCAUCCAGUCCAUACACAAACGACACCGAUUAUUCAAUACUCUUUGGCGAAAGCACAACAGACAUGGUGGCUUCCCAGACCACAGGACUCCCGGGAGUUGGCUUGGAGCAGUUCGAGGAUGAGGAGGACGAGGAGGCCAGCGAAUACAUUUUCGACCGCACCGAUGUGCGCAUCAUAUUCAUAACUCUCUACUCAAUUGUCUUUUGCUGCUGUUUCUUUGGAAACCUGCUUGUCAUUUUGGUGGUCACUUUGUCGCGGCGACUGCGCUCUAUCACGAAUUUCUUUUUGGCCAACUUGGCGUUUGCGGACUUCUGUGUCGGCCUCUUUUGUGUGAUGCAGAACCUGUCCAUCUAUCUCAUAGACAGCUGGGUCUUUGGGGAGUUCCUUUGUCGGAUGUAUCAGUUUGUUCACUCGCUUAGCUACACAGCCUCGAUAUUCAUCUUGGUGGUUAUUUGCAUGGAGAGGUACUUUGCCAUCGUCCAUCCAAUAACUUGCAAGCAGAUUUUGACAGCGGCACGUCUGAGGAUGGUCAUUGUUACUGUUUGGAUAACGUCGGCGGUAUAUUCAACCCCGAAGUUCGUAUUCAGCAAGACCAUCAAGAAUAUCCACACCCAGGACGGACAGGAGGAGGAGAUCUGUGUGCUCGACCGUGAGAUGUUCAACUCUAAACUGCUGGACAUGAUCAACUUUGUGCUGCUCUAUGUAAUGCCACUACUGGUGAUGACAGUGCUGUACAGCAAAAUCGCCAUUGCUUUGUGGCGCAGUUCCCGCGGUCUUACGCCCCAUGUGGCACAGCAUCAGCAUCCGCAGCAGCAUCAGCAGCAGCAGCAAUCUGGACAGGACAAUGGCAUGGGCAUGCACAAUAGCAUGUACCACCACCAACAUCACCACCACCAUCACCAGCACCACCAUGUCCACGCACACCAACACCAUCAGCUGCCAUCGACGGCCCCAGUGGCGACCUCAGCGGCACCUGUCGGGGGCGGUGGCAGCUUGGCGGGGGUGACUGGCGGCCCUGGUGGAAGUGUGGGUGUGGGUAUGGGAGGCGGUGGUUCGUCACUCGCUUCCGCCGGUAGCAGCACCACGUCCUUGUCACGUAAACAGAGCAGUAAAUAUGAGAAGCGCGGCGUCAGCAUCACAGAGAGUCAGCUUGAUAAUUGCAAGGUUUCCCUGGAGGCCGAUCGUCCCAUUGUGAGCGCCUGCCGCAAGACCAGCUUCUAUCACCACGCCCACCACCAGCGGCUGGGUCAUUCCGGGGGCGGCAGUGGCGGAGGCGUGGGCACCGCCGGAGCCACCCACAUGUCCCACUCCUCCAGCAACGUGCUGCGCGCCCGCCGUGGCGUCGUCCGUAUGCUGAUAAUAUUCGUGCUGACGUUCGCUCUCUGCAAUUUGCCGUAUCAUGCCCGCAAAAUGUGGCAGUACUGGUCACGUUCAUAUCGCGGUGAUUCCAAUUUUAAUGCGCUGCUAACGCCGCUCACCUUUCUGGUCACGUACUUCAAUUCGGGCGUAAAUCCCCUGCUCUACGCCUUCCUGAGUCGCAAUUUUCGCAAGGGCAUGAAGGAGCUCCUCCUCUGCUCCUGGAAGAAGGGCAAGGGCAAGUCAUCAUCGAACUCCUCGAUGCAUCACAAGCGCAAGGCGCUGCAGACUCACUCCCUGCCCACGGACACCACCCACAUUGGGAACGAGCAACUCUGAUGGCCAAGCUGUUGCAGGAAGCCCCUCAAGCUCUUCGGACGACGCCCAUAAACGCGACGCGGUCCAUCCAAUAAGUGGCAUCUACUUCUGGUCCGUUUAGUCGUUAGGUAGCCCUUAAUUGUGAUUUUCUGAGAAGCCUGCUGCAUGGAUUGGAUUUGCCACUGAAUCGAAGAUAUCCCGCUUAGAACCCAGUCAGAUGAUUAAAAAAAAACUCACACACACGCGAAGGAGCCAAAGGAAACCGACCUAGUAUUGAUUAUCGCUUGAAUGUUUGCAUGCAUCUCCGGGAGCAUGGCUCUGCAAACUCGUCAAGUUUUUAGUUUAAGAUUUUAAUGUAAGCAUGAUUUCACAUGGAAAAAAAUAAUAGUAAUAAAUCAAGCUCAAGAAUCA
Drosophila ananassae is the source of this 3318-nucleotide messenger RNA. Its product is annotated as trissin receptor. The coding region runs from base 862 to 2928 and encodes 688 amino acids. NCBI's taxonomy places the organism in Eukaryota, Metazoa, Arthropoda, Insecta, Diptera, Drosophilidae. Gene Ontology annotation, biological process: G protein-coupled receptor signaling pathway. The transcript is spliced from 11 exons. The record is from RefSeq and is a predicted model, not a curated record. Gene Ontology annotation, molecular function: peptide binding; G protein-coupled receptor activity. Gene Ontology annotation, cellular component: membrane.